AUGGCUAACGCUGCUCUUCUCGCUUCGGCACUUAGUGUGGUGACAAACCAAACCAUUGUGCCUUAUGAUGAAUAUUUGAAAAAAAAAGAUAAUAUGUCUUUCUUAUUUCAAAUGUUGAAUUCAGAUGACCUUCAUCAAUCACAUUUAGUUGGUGGAAUUAUCUUUGUUAGAUCUUUAAGCGGCAAAGUCUUGACUAUUAAUUGUAAAUCUGGCACUACUAUCGGAAAAAUCAAGCACAAAAUUCAAGCUAAGGAAGGAAUUCCACUAGAUCAACAGCGACUUGUUUUUGCUGGCAAACAACUCGAUGAUGCCUAUAAACUUUGUGACUAUAACAUCUUCAAAGACUCUACACUUCAUCUUAUACUUCGUCUUCGUGGUGGCGGUGGUGCUUUAAAUUACUUUCUUCACCCUGACCACCUUGACCCUAUAUAUGAUUUCAAUUUCACUAAUGUCACAGAUACCGCCAGUUUCUUUAGAGGCCAAAUUCAGUAUAGACGUCCUCUAGGAUGGAAUCGAAUCGCUUUAAAGGUGAUCAAUAAGUAUGAAAAUAACACAUGGCUCGGUGGAGUAAGUCGACAAUUCCGCCGUCAUUCUGAACCAGAUGAAUGGCCUGUAUCCUAUCAUGGAACCGCAAAAUGUGGUGGUAGAUCGAUUGCCGAAGAUGGUUACAACUUGAGCAGUGGCAAACAAUUCCUUUACUCUCAAGGCAUCUAUACUACUCCAGAUGUCAAU
Molecule: messenger RNA, 732 nt
Organism: Dentiscutata heterogama
Lineage: Eukaryota; Fungi; Glomeromycota; Glomeromycetes; Diversisporales; Gigasporaceae
Source: the annotation of a GenBank genome assembly